Messenger RNA from Trichoderma gamsii, 111 nucleotides. RefSeq lists its product as hypothetical. The record is from RefSeq and is a predicted model, not a curated record. The transcript has 2 exons. The coding region runs from base 1 to 111 and encodes 36 amino acids. Lineage: Eukaryota; Fungi; Ascomycota; Sordariomycetes; Hypocreales; Hypocreaceae.
AUGAAAAUUUGCUACGAUAUUUCCUCUCCACAGGCUUUACUAGCCCGGCCUUCACAAGCAAGUCUCUCGCGAAGCAGCGAGUAUUGCCAGAAUCUAUAUGAACCAAUUUGA